Messenger RNA from Triticum turgidum subsp. durum (durum wheat), 909 nucleotides. NCBI's taxonomy places the organism in Eukaryota, Viridiplantae, Streptophyta, Magnoliopsida, Poales, Poaceae. The record is from the annotation of a GenBank genome assembly.
AUGGCGUCGCCGGCGCUGGGGGCGGGGACGCCGCCGUUCCUCACCAAGACGUACGCGAUGGUGGACGACCCGGAGACCGACGACACCAUCUCCUGGAACGAGUCCGGCACGGCGUUCGUGGUGUGGCGCCGCGCCGAGUUCGAGCGCGACCUCCUCCCCAAGAACUUCAAGCACAGCAACUUCGCCUCCUUCGUCCGCCAGCUCAACACCUACGGAUUCAGGAAGAUAGGCCUUGACAGGUGGGAGUUCGCCAACGAGUGCUUCAGGAAAGGGGAGAAGCGCCUGCUCGGCGCGAUACAGAGGCGGAAGGGAUCUGGCGCCGGGGCGCCGGCGCCCGCCAUGAUGGCGACGCCGAUUGCGACGGCGAUUCCGAUCUCGCCCACGCCGACCAGCUCCGGCGGGGACGCCGCGGUCUCCUCGUCGCCGCCGCCCGGGCUGGCGCUGGUGGCCACCGGCGCGAUGGCCGAGCUGGAGGAGGAGAACGCGCGGCUGCGGCGCGAGAACGCGAGGCUGGCGCGGGAGCUCGCGCGCGCGCGCCGCGUCUGCGACGGCGUGCGGCACCUCGUCUGGCGGUAUGACCACGGCGGGGAGGAAGUGGGGGAGGAGGACGAGAGGCACGGCGCCGCAGGCGCGAAGCCGAUGCUGUUCGGCGUCGCGAUAGGGAGCAAGAGGUCGCGCGAGGACGGGCACGGGGGAGGGGAUGAGGGAAAUGGGGCAGAGGAGGACGGCGAAGACGACGAGGAGGAGCAAGAACACGACGAGGACGACGAGAGGCACGCCGCCCGGCGAGAACAAGGGAAGGCUAUGAGGACGGAGCGGUCGGAUCUGAAUGUGCUGUCGCUGUCCGUGCGGGCGGCGGCGGCGGCGAGGCCCGACGGGGGCUCGCGUGAUCGUAGCGGAAACCACUAG